This is a messenger RNA of Neofelis nebulosa (Clouded leopard), 1293 nucleotides long. RefSeq names its product small integral membrane protein 18 (gene SMIM18). The coding region runs from base 691 to 987 and encodes 98 amino acids. The record is from RefSeq and is a predicted model, not a curated record. Lineage: Eukaryota; Metazoa; Chordata; Mammalia; Carnivora; Felidae. The transcript has 4 exons.
AUGCUUUGAAAAUGAAGAAUGACUGCAGAAGCCAGUUUUCAUAGCAGACAUUUUUUUAAACCUAUGAACUAGCUGAACAAGUUUCUGCAAGCCUCAAAAACAAUGCUUUAAGUGAUAAGACUUCAAAGGAAAACAGAAUCUCUGGAAGUCGUGUGACAAAAGAAAAUUCUGUAAUGCUGUUUGGUCUGGAGAGUGAGGAAGGAUAUUAGCAAGUCUCAAGCAUUACUGAAAACCACCCAGAAGAAGAAAACAAAAUUAAACAAUGUUUUUCCUGCCUUUCAACACAAGUCUACACCUUGAAGAAGGACCCUUUCUCUGACUCUUCUGUUCAUCUGAGAACAAAAAUUUACCUUAAGGACAAAAAAUGAGGCAAGAAAAAGAGGGGACAGUUGAUAUCCCAGACAGCUCUAUUCAAGUUUAUGAAUGAUUUACACUUAAGGGUGGCAGGACUUAAUGCAAAUGAACGAGGAGGAAACUGUCAGCUGCAUUGUGGUUCAACCAAUAGCAGCACAGCUCCAUCUUGGAUGUGCACUGGACUGCAUUACAAACAGACGAUACCAUCGCUUCAACAGCAGCCUUCAGACAAGAGGUCACCUGUCUUCAAAGUUUAAAGGAGAGGAAAUAGGAGACAGAAAUACACUGAGCCCACAAGAUUCAAAAGAACCAAUACAAGAAGUAUAAUCCCUAAGAAUGGCCUCUCUGAGCUCCAGCCUCUGGAAUGAAACCACUACAUCUGUUUAUCAGUACCUCGGUUUUCAAGUUCAAAAAAUUUACCCUUUUCAUGAUAACUGGAACACUGCCUGCUUUGUCAUUCUGCUUUUAUUCAUAUUUACAGUGGUAUCUUUAGUGGUGUUGGCUUUUCUUUAUGAAGUGCUUGACUGUUGCUGCUGUGUAAAAAACAAGACUGUGAAAGACUUGAAAAGUGAACCAAACCCUCUUAGAAGUAUGAUGGACAACAUCAGAAAACGUGAAAUUGAAGUCGUCUAGCACUCUACCUAAGAUGAACAAAAUCUCUGAAAAUAGCCUUCAACUACUGAAGAAAAAAGGAAAAUUUUCUGAGGCCAACUGUUAUUAUAAAACUGACUCUUGAGGGGCACCUGAUGGCUCAGUCAGCUAAGGGUCUGACUUCAGCUCAGGUCAUGAUCUCGCGGUUCGUGAGUUUGAGCCCUGCGUUGGGCUCUGUGCUGACAGCACAGCUUUGGAUUCUGUGUCUCCCCUUCUCUCUGUCCCUCCCCCACUCACACUCUUUCUCUCUCUCACAAAAAUAAAUAAACAUUAAAAAAAAUUGUUUAA